UCAGGCCUUUUUGUUUGUUUUGACAGAUCAAAGGUUUUUUUUUCUAUACAAAAAUAUAGGAUCGAAGUGACACACUGCACCAUUUUUGUUUAUGAAUACAACGCACUAUAAAGUAAAAACAUAUUGUUGAUUUGUGUUUGCCGUAGGCAUUCAAAAUGACCACGGAAACUGAUUUUAGUGUGAAUAAAUUAUGGAAUUCGUUUUAUUCUGAUGUCGUUGUCUUGUCCAUAUCAGUUGUGAUAUUGCUUUUUUCAUGUAUUGUCAGUGUCCAUAUCAGUAUUUUCUUUGGCUUAGUUAUAAGUUUUUCGUUUGCGGCUGGAUGUGCGGCAGUUAUUGUUGCGUUACAGCAUAAAUCGAGCAUAUCGUAUGGCUUCCAAAAAGUUCAAAAGUACCUUGGCUUAAAACAGGAACCGAAGAGCAAGCCCAUUGACUGUGAUAUCUGUGGCAUCAUCAAAUGCAAUCGCCAUUUAACGGCUCCAGACCGAGAACCAUGGCGCAGAUUAUUUAUUACGCGUGAAUUGGAUGAUGCGGUUUCUAGUUUCUACACAAAAAUACUGAACGCAUUUGUGGAAAGUUGGUUUUCUCUUCUAUCGAAAAACGAAGAUUUCGUUACAGCUUUAAGGCACAUUCUCCGAGAAGCAACUUGUCGCCUAAUUCUUAAAAUUAAAGAUUUGGACAUUCCGAAAAUAAUAAGCAACAAGCUGUUGCCAUGCGCCUUAAACCACCAUGAAAUUGUUCAAAAAAUGUUGAAAAAUGGUGUUCCACUUGAUAAAUUGGCUGAUUCGUUCUAUGCCAAUGAAUAUCAAAUUCACCCCGCUGUUCGCAGCCGUCAAUCGGAGUUGGAUUACCUGCGAGCUGUUGCCCGAUGCUUGCUGCCUCGAUGCGUGUCCAUCAAUCAGAACCUCGAUAGUAAAGUGUUUUUCAGUUUGGGUCGUGAGUUGUUGGCUUGUUGGGUGCUUCUGCCGGUCAUGGAUGUACUGUGCUCUCCAAACUGGCUCAAUGCCAUGAUCAUCGAAGCCACCGAAAAACGCACUUUAUCCUCAUCGAAAUUAGUCGAAUCCAAGGGCGAAAAAGUGAUGUUCUUGGGAAAAUUCAUCGAUAAAACUAUUGGAGGCGGCCUAGUAAACAAAGGAGAUAAUGAGCAUCCAUCAAAUGAAGGAACAGAUUUCCUCACCGAUCAGCAUCAGCUCUAUAUGUUUAUGCAGUUCUUAAAGCGAGAGGGAGCCGUUGAUAUUCUUCGUUUCUAUUUAGACGUGGACAAUUUAAAUGCCGAAUUGAUGGACCCCAAAAUCACAACUGACCCAGCAAAACUGUCUUCACUGCAACAACAAUCGGAAACACUACUAAAAGCAUACCAAGCCAUGAUGGAGCGAGACUUCAAGCAGCCAGUAGCAACGCUUGCCGAAGCUCAAGAGGAUGUGAAAAACAGUUUGAAGAGCAAAUGGCAACGAGCAUUCCACCAAACUCCAGAAUACUUCAAAAUGGUUUACGGCAGCCGUGAAAUAUCGGACUCGGGCGAAUCUAAAGCAUCCGACGUGCAAUCGGGAACGCCAGUGUCUCGUUUUAGCUCCAAGCUGAAGGGAGCUAUACGCGGUGCAAUCGACGGCGCACCUCUUGAAGCCACCGAAGUUCCCACCGUUUGGGAUGCGUUUACCGAUGAACCACAGGCAAAUAGUUCAAAUCUGGGUGGCAAUUCAACAAUAUACACGAUGGCGAAUAAACUGAGGAAGGAACGGGGCCAAAAUUUGGACACAUUCAUUUGCACGUUUAUGCAGUCAAUCGAACAGAGUACAGACGUUGGUGAAGAUGUGAUUGAAAUGAAGGAAAUCAAACCAACGGACGUGAAACCACAUCCGCCCGGACAUAGUCUGGUUUUCGGUGAUUUGUUCGGAAUAAAAUCGUAUGGAGUCAAACAACCAAACAAAGAAGCACUGGCCGAACAAAUGCAAUGGCUUCAAGGACCAUCGGAGUGUUUGAUUUAUAUCUUGGUCAACAUUUUGAAUGUAAGCCGUUUUAUCAUCCGCUUGAUUCUGGGUCUCAUCAACAUAUCAAAAUCAACAGUUGAUGCUCUGUUAUGCAAAGGCAUAGAUAAACUGUUGCAUAUAGCCCUUUAUGAGCCCCGGCUAACACUCUUAGUUCGGACAGUCGAUGCGCGAUUAUUCGGUGACGAAAAGAAGCCAGAGCCAAGUUUUACGGAAUUACUCGAACAUCAACGACAAGCCAGAAAUCGUCUUUCAAAAAUCUCUCCAAAUUUUGCCAGCGUUGCAGACACAUUGCAGUCGCCGACACUUAACAAACAGCUUAUGUAUUCCUUAUUUGAUAUGAUAGUUGGAGAAAUAUAUCCCGAGCUGGAUAACAUGGCCAAAGUGUAAAAAAAAGUUACCAAUACCCAAAUAAACUAUAUAUAUAUAUGAAAUUUACAUUUUCAUUGUACAUUUGUAAUCGUAUGAAUCUCAAAUAAAUCAUUUUAUUGUCGUAA
Sitodiplosis mosellana (orange wheat blossom midge) is the source of this 2479-nucleotide messenger RNA. Its product is annotated as sorting nexin-14-like. Gene Ontology annotation, cellular component: late endosome. The transcript has 8 exons. The coding region runs from base 156 to 2372 and encodes 738 amino acids. Gene Ontology annotation, biological process: autophagosome maturation. Gene Ontology annotation, molecular function: phosphatidylinositol binding. NCBI's taxonomy places the organism in Eukaryota, Metazoa, Arthropoda, Insecta, Diptera, Cecidomyiidae. The record is from RefSeq and is a predicted model, not a curated record.